CCCAACUGAGACACAACGCGAGGCUCAUUUUCUUGGGUACAUGAUUACUAUUUCCUCACAGAAAGUGUCAGUUGGCACUAGAAGAAUUGGAGCAAAAAUAUUUUUUGUAAAACUUGUUGAUUUGACGUCUCUGCGUAGUUUUCGUUUCAUUAAAGAAAACUGGGCGGGAUAAGAGAUACUCGGAUUUGUCGGUCUCGGCAGUUGCCUAACUUGCCCACUCCCUCCUUCCACCUGGAAAGAAACUUAAAUGGAGGCUCGAGUCUGUGGGAGAAUCUCUGGAAGUACCUACCGAUAGACUGUGUGAGAACGCAGCAAAUCAUAGAACAGAAGAGCUGUUUUAUUUUAUAAAUAAAAAUACUUUAUUCAGUUCAGACACUCUAGCCGGCACACAACCAGGGCUUGUUUAUCACCCCGGGGCCAAAGACUUAAAGACUGAAGGAUGGCUCAGAAUUCACACUCCAGCUCCAGUGGGUCUCAGUAUGCUCUGUGUGCUCUGGGGGUGGGCCUGAUCGCUCUGGGCGUGGUGAUGAUCGUGUGGAGCGUGGUGCCAGGGAACGCAGUGCCUUCUGGGAACAGCAGCAAGCCAGAGUUGGGUCCAGAGACAGACUCCACCAAGGGGAAGACCUCGUCUGUGGCGUUCGUUCUGGUGGGCAGCGGAGUGGCUAUGCUGCUGCUUUCCAUCUGCCUGACUAUUCGCAACAAACAUCGGCAAAAUCGACAUGAGGCUGAGGCCACCGACGUGGAAUACGAGGACAGCGAGUCUCCAGAUGAGAGGCAGGAAGUGCCAGAGGGGCACGUCCCGGCAUAUAACGUUCCCAGCUAUGAAGAAGUGGUGGGGAGCAGCGAGUACCCAGUCAGGCAGAGCAACCUCCACAACAGCCUCUCCCUCCCCUCCUACGAGUCGCUAGCGGAUGCACUGGAGAUAGAAGCCUCUGCGGAAGCUGCUACCAACACAGACGGGCGGACCCCUCCCGACGCCAUCGCCACCACGCAGCAGCCACCACAGCAACAGGCUGGUCGCCAAAACGCACGCUCCAGCAAGAAGUUCAAACCGUUAAAGGUCCGCAGGAUCAAGUCUGACAAAUCGCACUUGAAGGACUUCAGGCUUAAAAUCCAAAACUCGAACAACAGCGGACUGGUCACCAUUGAGCCCCUGACCCCACCACCAAUGUAUGACGAAGAGAUUCAAGAUAAAAACCUGGCUGUGUAAACCCGACCUGACAGGCUUGCCACAGGGGGGAGCCACUGUCCCAUUCUGAAAAACCACUGCAGUGCCAACCGGCCAACCCAGGACCCUGACCUUUUUUUAAAAGGUGUUUUUUAAACGUUUUUUUACUGAAACGAAUGUGCUUGGAUCUUUAAUAGAUGUUGGGGACCUUCGGCCAGUUUGUGUUCACAGGGACGCUAAUAUUGUGUACGAAGAGCCAAGUUAGAUUUUUAUCAAAUAGGAGGAGUGGGGGAAUGUGAUUACAGGCAGUCUACUUUGAUAAAGUGAUUUAGCGAUAAAUUCUGUCUUGCGCAUUUUGGGCCUGAUGUUCCUACUGUAGAAUAACCUAGUUUGUUUGUUUCUUUGAAAGUUGUUUUGUUGGGGGGAGGGGGGUGGAAGCUCUGAUGGCAAGGACAUAUCUUGGGAGUUCAAGAAGCUAAAGACCUGUGGAAGGAAUUGAACGUACACUACAAAGGAUAAAGCAGUGGAUCUAGUUUAACAAUCCAAACAGUCACAGAUCUUGAUAACUCUACCUUUUUUAUUAUUAUUAUUAUUAUUAUUAUUAUUAUUAGUAGUAGUAUUUAUUAUACAAAUUGGCAUUUUAAUUCAAUCAAUGGUUCCUGUGUUUUUAUUUGGAUCUGACUAUGAAGGAUCUGUCACCUGGGCACAAAACUUCAACCAAAAAAUGCCUGUCGUCUUGUUUUGUUUCUUUUCUUUUUGUACACUGAGAUUUCUGUGCAUUUUUUAAUAAUAUAUUGAACCCCUUAGAAGAUUAACAUACUAUGACAUGUAAUAUUGCCAAGCUCAUGCCUGUUAGAACUAGUUCAAUUUGUAUUCGCUAACGGCAGCUGUACAUGAAGGUGUUACACCCUGUGACUCUUGCAAUAUGAAUUUCUAAUAAAGUACAUUAAUGAGCACUGACGUUGAUGUGUAAAUAUAGAAGAUUGACUGUAUUAACAAAGGCAGUUUGGUUUUUUUGAGGAAAUGAGAGAGAGAAAUGUUUAUAAUCCGUUAGUAUGUUAAAAGAAGGAAUUUCAUUUUUGACAGCGUCAGUCAGAACUGCAAUCCCUGGUGAGGUGCCAGCUACCACAAAACUUUGCACCAAGGCAACCAUAGUUCUUAAAUUAUUAUUUACAGAUCAUUGAUGAAUUUUAAGCACAAAUUAUAUGUGUGUAUUUCAGACUAAACACUGUAGGGUCAAUUCAGUUGAUCUAAACCCUGUCAUUAAAACACAACCCUCCUUGUUGUUUUACAUACAUUGAGAGAGAAAUGCACUAGAGAGAUUCACAGCAUGCACUGUUAGAUGUUUUCAUAACUUUGGUGCACAAAGAGCAUCAUUUUAAUUAUCGAAACAGGGUCCUAUAUAUAUUGCCCCUGCUGAAUCAUAAAACACGAUGAAAAUGACACUCUUCUUGAAACGUAUGUCGACUAAGUUUCUUUAGUUUUACUCGAUUUUUAAACGGUACCCAAACUGUUUUAAAUUGAACAAGCCAUCUUACAGUAAUUAAAAGGAAUCGAUCUGCUGCCUGGCCCCUUUCUGUAGUGUGGCAUUCCCUUGCCUGCAGGCACAAGGACAUGUGAGGGGAGCUGGUGUGAAGUGGUGCCAGUGAGACAUUCUGUAGCGAGAUGGAAAAGGGGAUGGUGUUUGGAAUUCCUAAUACACACGCCAGGGCAGCACAUGGGGUGCUGCAUUACAGUGUUCUAAACUUUACUGCAGUGUCUCGCACACUGAUACAAACACUCACAUCUGAUUGGCACGCCUGGUUACCUGCUUUAUCUUGAUGAUCCCUGACGAACAGCAUCUUUCACUUUCUUAAACGUCAGGUAGCUUAUUUUCAGACGUGUGGUUUAUAAAAUGUGCUUAUACAAAAAGAAACAUCUAUACAAUAGUGGUGGCUAACUAUGGUGACUAUGGGGCUUGUGUUACAACAAACAUUGAUGGCACUUCCCAAACGCACCUGAGCGUAUUAUUAUGGCGAUUAUUGUUUAGUUUUUGUUUUAUGAUUGAAAUCAAUAUUGAACACAAACAUGUAUUUAUUUUUUAAUGACUUUACAUUUUUUUAAAAAUUAAUGUCUCUCAGUCUUUCAAGAGAAAUAAAGGAUUGUAUUUAUUACCA
Acipenser ruthenus (sterlet) is the source of this 3324-nucleotide messenger RNA. Its product is annotated as transmembrane protein 51-like. The record is from RefSeq and is a predicted model, not a curated record. The transcript is spliced from 3 exons. NCBI's taxonomy places the organism in Eukaryota, Metazoa, Chordata, Actinopteri, Acipenseriformes, Acipenseridae. Bases 440 to 1210 code for a protein of 256 amino acids.